AAACUCAUCCUUAGUACCAUGCUUUCACAAAGCCAACAUAAUACACAUGGAUAUGAAAGAGAGAAACAAGAAGUAGAAAAAGUAGUGACCUUGAAGGUUGAAGCAAAUUAAGCAAACACAGUAUAGUGACCUUGAAGAGUCCAGCAACCAGCGAUCUCUUCCUUCCUAAAGCAUGGCUUGGAAAGUUUCAAAGGCAAAACAAUUAUAAAAUUUCUAAAGCAUGGCUUGGAAAAUUGAGGAGGUCAAACCGGUAAGCCAAACACCCCCUUCCUCGCUCUUCUCGGAGGUUCUCUCGUCUCUCUUCCUUGCCUAAACGGCAUCCUCUAUCUGACGCCCAACCAGCGAUCUCUUAUCCGGCGCCAUCUGCGGCUGUUCUCCCCAGCUUCACGCCCGUUGCACCAUCUGCCGAGGCACUUCUCGAGCUUCUCUACCCUAGCCAUCGCCACUUCUCCGAUGCCGUCCUCUCCUGAGGUUUCUGCCGGUGCCGAUGAUGAUGUUGCUCAGAAGCUCGGGUUCGAGAAGGUUUCAGAACAGUUCAUUGAAGAGUACAAGUCCAGAGCUGUUCUUUACAAGCAUAAGAAGACCGGCGCUGAAGUCAUGUCGGUCUCUAACGACGAUGAAAAUAAGGUCUUUGGCAUUGUUUUCCGCACUCCUCCAAAAGAUUCAACUGGAAUUCCUCACAUAUUGGAACACAGUGUGUUAUGUGGUUCAAGAAAGUAUCCUUUGAAAGAACCAUUUGUGGAACUGUUGAAAGGGAGCUUACAAACUUUUCUAAAUGCAUUCACGUACCCUGACAGGACUUGCUAUCCAGUUGCUUCCACUAAUACAAAGGAUUUCUAUAAUUUGGUAGAUGUGUACCUGGAUGCCGUCUUUUUCCCUAAAUGCAUAGAGGAUUUUCAAGCUUUCCAACAAGAAGGUUGGCACUAUGAGCUCGACAACCCUUUAGAAGACAUAACUUAUAAAGGCGUUGUGUUUAAUGAGAUGAAAGGUGUAUAUUCCCAGCCUGAUAACAUUAUGGGCCAAAUCUCUCAGCAGGCCCUUUUCCCAGACAAUGCAUAUGGUGUUGAUAGUGGGGGUGAUCCACAAGUUAUUCCCAAACUCACAUUUGAAGAAUUCAAGGAGUUUCAUCGCAAGUAUUACCAUCCCAGCAAUGCUAGGAUUUGGUUUUAUGGCGAUGAUGACCCCACUGAACGCCUUCGCAUUUUGAGUGAAUAUCUAGAUAUGUUUGAUGCAAGUAUGGAUCCCAGUGAAUCGAAAAUUCAACCACAGAAACUAUUCUCUGAGCCAGUGAGGAUUGUUGAGAAAUAUCCUGCUGCUGAAGGUGGAGACUUGAAAAAAAAGCACAUGGUUUGUUUGAAUUGGUUGCUAGACGAUAAGCCCCUAGACUUGGAAACUGAGCUGGCACUGGGGUUUCUGGAUCAUCUAAUGUUGGGCACUCCUGCUUCUCCUUUGAGGAAAAUCCUGCUUGAAAGUGGUUUAGGAGAUGCUAUUGUUGGCGGAGGUGUUGAAGAUGAGCUCCUUCAACAUCAGUUCUGUACUGGAUUGAAGGGUGUCUCCAAAGAUGACAUUCAAAAGGUAGAAGAAUUGAUCAUGAAUACACUUAAAAGUUUAGCAGAAGAAGGAUUUGAUUCUGAUGCUGUGGAGGCGUCCAUGAAUACAAUUGAGUUCUCUCUUAGAGAAAACAAUACUGGAUCAUUCCCCCGCGGCUUAGCCUUAAUGCUUCGAUCCAUUAGAAAAUGGGUAUAUGAUAUGGAUCCAUUUGAACCACUAAAAUAUCAAAUACCCCUGAUGGACCUGAAAGCCAGAAUCGCAAAGGAAGGUUCCAAAGCUGUUUUUGGUCCUCUAAUAGAGAAGUUCAUCUUAAACAACUCCCACCGUGUAACAGUUGAAAUGCACCCUGAUCCAGAGAAGGCUUCACGAGAUGAAGAAGUUGAGAGAGAAGCUUUAAAUAAAGUCAAAGCAAGCAUGACUGAGGAGGAUCUGGCUGAGCUGGCAAGAGCUACACAUGAGUUGAGGAUAAAGCAGGAAACCCCUGAUCCACCAGAAGCUCUAAAAACUGUGCCGAGUCUUUCUUUAAAUGACAUUCCAAAAAAACCCAUAUUUGUUCCCACUGAGUUAAUUACAAGGAUAAUUAUCUUUUAGUGGAAGAUACAGCAUGUUCUUAUCA
Messenger RNA from Diospyros lotus (date-plum), 2167 nucleotides. Its product is annotated as presequence protease 2, chloroplastic/mitochondrial-like. NCBI's taxonomy places the organism in Eukaryota, Viridiplantae, Streptophyta, Magnoliopsida, Ericales, Ebenaceae. The coding region runs from base 454 to 2142 and encodes 562 amino acids. Gene Ontology annotation, biological process: protein processing. Gene Ontology annotation, molecular function: metal ion binding. Gene Ontology annotation, cellular component: chloroplast; mitochondrion. The transcript has 11 exons. The record is from RefSeq and is a predicted model, not a curated record.